GAAACUGAAUUCACUUCCGCUGCUGCCAGGUGCCGCAAAGACAGAGGGAUAUCAACCGGUAGACAAUACUCUAUUUAUAGAACAAAUAUAAUUUAAGAGAUCGUGGGAAGAAUUUUAAAUACACUUUUCGAGAAUAACACCAUCUAAAAUCUCCAGUUUUGUGGUCCGUAAAGGUACUGAGAAGGCUAGUUUAUCUAACGUUAGAUAGGUGAGUUAGCUGGCUAGCUAACUGCUCUCAACGAAAGAGAUGGGGACAAGAGCAAGUCGUUUACAAGAGGACCCAGUGCCUUCGGCUUUCGGGAAAGAUGGCAUCACGCGGAAUUCCUAUCGACGACCCCGGUGCAAUAGGCCCACCAGUCUUAUGGUAGACUUUUUGGGGAGUUUUGACGAUUCAGAGACCAACCGUAGCCGAUCGGAGGAGGGCAGUGAUUCGGACAUGGGGCAACAGGCGAGCACCGGUGGAAGCCCCGUCGACCACAAGAGCCACCCGUCCAUCAGCCCAUCAUCACCAGCAGAAGACAACAGCGAAUGCAAACGCGAGGAAGACUACAAUAGCAGUCCUGAGGGUGCUGUAAACAGGGAACAUCUGCCUGGAGAGGAGACAGGCCAAGUGCCUCACCGCACUUUCUCUGAACGUUUACCCGGUAAUCGACACUAUUCUGGGCGCAACGUCAGCGCAAAAUCCGCUUGGAUGAGAGGCAUCCAUCAGCGCCCAGUGUCGGAGGCUUGGAUUGGCCUCUACCGUGUCAACAACCGACAUGGCAAUGUCCGCUGUCCGUUCUGCUCCAAGCCUUUCCCGGGUGGCAGAAUUGAGGAUCACCUGUUGAGCUGCCUCACAUCUCCCCCUCUCCCUUACAACACGGACGUGCUGAGUAAGGACAGCGGUGAGUGUUCCAUCUGUCUGGACGACCUGCAGCAGGGAGAGACCAUCGCCCGGCUGGCCUGCCUUUGUGUCUACCACAAGAGCUGUAUUGACUCCUGGGUGAAGGUGAAGACCUGCUGUCCUGAACACCCUUUUGAUUGACUCAUGGGUCACAUGUCCUGCUCAGUGACACACCUGACUCAGGAGACUGCAAUGUAUCUACAAUUGCAGAAAGUAUACUACGACAAUGAUAAAUACCAGAGGCAAGCCUCCAAAUAACAACACAACCCCACAAGGAUGCGACCAACGACCACUUUACCAUCUUGGACCUGGUUUAGUCCAUUUGAACUCAACGCAGACCACUAUAAUCACCCCUGGAAUAGAUGGCACUUCUCCUCUGUCAAUGUAGCCAAAACUAUAGCCUAAACUGCUGGAGGGGGAUAUAUUAUCAUACCAGGUUGGCAGUACCCUGAAAGACCUUUGGAACUCAAGGAGAGGAAAUGUGUUUCUGUGCUCCCUGCAUUCUUCUUACCCUAAUGUGGACUAUCCAUAUGGAAAGGUAAUGUUAUCUUUCCUGAUGCUGCAAAACAAUAUUGUGCAGAGAUUCACGUUACAGUGGAUAAAUGUUUCUGUUCAUAAAAAAACAGCCCAGAUCCAGAAAAAAAUGUAUGUAUUGAUUAUGCGUAAAUAUUGCAAUGCAUUGUUUUAAUAGCCAGAUGUUGGAACGCAGGGCUUUAUUUUGUGGGUGGGGUUGUUUUAGUGAUUAUAGGUGUUUUUCUAUUGUCACCAUGACACAUUUCAGGAGAAGGAUGGUGGGUGUGAGUUGAUUGUUAAAGGCUGAGCAGGUCAGUUUGUUUGGUUGGUGCUGACACCACUGUAUUAGGUCCUUUACUGCAGCGGUAGCAGGUUGUUGAUAUUUCCAUACGGUUGUUUGUGCGAUUGCGGUGUGGACGAAUGGGGCCAGCUAAUGUUGGGAUGACACCGCCUGACUGGACCGCAGAAGUGAACUGCAGUCCUCUCACUGGCUGUAUACAUGAGAGGUGUGUGUGCUUAGUGCCCUGGGUGAAAGCGAUAGUUUUAAUCAUAGUGAUACUUUGUUUUUAAUCACACAGAUACUUUUAGGAACAUUGCUACUUUGACAUGGCCCUCCUCUGUGAAACCCACCUCGCCUGUUGUGCUGAAGGCAUGUGGUGGUGUUUGUGCGUCUUCAUGUCCCCCUGCCUCUCUC
Molecule: messenger RNA, 2090 nt
Organism: Salvelinus fontinalis (brook trout)
Lineage: Eukaryota; Metazoa; Chordata; Actinopteri; Salmoniformes; Salmonidae
Exons: 5
Coding region: 248-1024 (258 amino acids)
Source: RefSeq, a predicted model, not a curated record